This is a messenger RNA of Thlaspi arvense, 351 nucleotides long. Lineage: Eukaryota; Viridiplantae; Streptophyta; Magnoliopsida; Brassicales; Brassicaceae. The record is from the annotation of a GenBank genome assembly.
GGUACAAGAAUUCAUUGUUCUAUUGAGAAACAACACUUGAAGAGAUACGAGAAGCACCUAUCUGUAGGAAGCUGGAAAUUUGAAGAGUUCAACGUUAGUCAUUCAAUCGGCCAAUACAGAACUACCAAACAUUGUUACCAGAGUAGUUUUGUCAAAGAGACAAUUGUCUCUAAUUCUGUAACUUUGUCAGACUCUUAUUUCUUGGACUUGGUCCGUUUCAGUCAUAUUCAUGAAGGCUUACAGAAUCAGAGCAUUUUGUGUGAAAUAAAAAGUGUUUCAAAUGCUUUUGAUGCCAGUUUAGUCAUCAUAAACUCAGCAGGAACAGAAAUUGAAGAGUUUUUGAAUGCGUGA